Cooperia oncophora is the source of this 423-nucleotide messenger RNA. Lineage: Eukaryota; Metazoa; Nematoda; Chromadorea; Rhabditida; Trichostrongylidae. The record is from the annotation of a GenBank genome assembly.
AUGAAUCAUUCCUACACGCCGACAAUGCCAGUGUUCAUUCCAAGUGUUCGUGGCGAAGCUCUGGCAGUUCCAAAAAGUAAGAUCAAAACCUCAUCAUCAAAUCCGUCUCACAUCUAUGCCGACGAUUUUCCCGACGAUCCUGAUUGUUCGUCACGUAACAUGAACAAGAUUUCAUUAAGACAUGGCAAAUGCGGUAUGAGCACUGAAAAGACCGUAAGUUCUAGGAUAACCUACUUUCCUCCCAGAUCUCAUUACUCUUUCACUGUUAAGGAUAAUCCAUCGGGAGUCAUUCAACGAGUCUGCAUCUCAGUUCAAUUGCACCCAUUGUUCGUUACCGAAUCUGAUCGAAGUUACUGUGCUCAGUGUGUCUACGUACAAAGUCAAGUACUGGAUGAUUUUGAAUCUACACUGGACAUCAGGUGA